Messenger RNA from Annulohypoxylon truncatum, 964 nucleotides. RefSeq lists its product as uncharacterized. The coding region runs from base 352 to 672 and encodes 106 amino acids. Lineage: Eukaryota; Fungi; Ascomycota; Sordariomycetes; Xylariales; Hypoxylaceae. The record is from RefSeq and is a predicted model, not a curated record. The transcript has a single exon.
UUUACUGCUCUGCCUUCUUCGGGUAUCUUGUUUGACCCCUUUCUUUCGACUUUACACCAAAGGAUGCGAAACAAUGCACCUUAUUUAUAGUUACUUAAGCUCUUCUAGGGCCGACAGGACAAAGCUAUCCAAAUGAAAGUUUUAAAAGAGAGCCGAACAAAACAUUAAGAGAAUGACGACUGGUACGACGACUGGUUCUGCUUUAUCUAGAUCUGUUCUUAACUCCCAAGAUGCCCGAUGAUUUGGUUGCUCGACCUAUAAUCUGUAAAAUUAACGAAACCAAGUAGAAACAGGAACCUAAGUCUUCAGAAUUGUUUAGUUGAUUUAAACCUACCUGCUUAGAUUAUCAAAAUGUCUCAUCGCCGCCCGUGCAACUGCAAACACUGCCAGUGUCGCAGCCACGCCCAAGAGCCCGACUACUAUUACAACUCCGAUCUCAAGCCAAGCGCUCGAAGCCCGUCACCGACACCGACACUCUGUCUCGUCUGCGAACGCGUCGAGCUCUGGGGCAAAAACGACCCGACAUAUCGCGGCUGCAAGUGCACGUGUAAGUGCAAGUUGGAGCGUGAGGACGGUUCGUCGCUCUGUGGAGAUUGUGGAGAGCAGAAUAGGUUGAACCCGCGUCGGCAUAGAGCGCAUGGAGGAGCGGGCAGAAAGAAUCGAGUGGUUUAAAUCUUUUCGUUGGAAGGUUUAGAAAGAAGGAAAAUAUAUAUGAGAAGAUUAAGUGUAUCCGAUCAGAUCCCGUUUCAGUCCUUAAAGCUGUGUAUUGUAUGAAUACUUACCUACCUCCUGUUAACAUGGCUUGGCAAAAAUGCUCCUAUCAGCCCCUUUUCAGACUAACAAACCAAAUGUUCGGUGAGAUGGAAACACUCGUUUGUCGCAAGAUAGAGACGACCUCUAAUAACGUAAUUGCGGGCAAAUUGUCGAGCAUGUAAACCUAAAGAGCGAAACUGCUGUUGUCGAU